UACUUUCUGUCAUUUUCCAGUUAGACAUUUUGAAUGUUGAUGUAAUUUUAUAUAAAAGCUUUAUGCGAAGUAAAGGUUUGAUAUUUCGUUACAUAGGUAUUAUAGCUAGGAAGUUUAGGGCGUUCCAAGAGAGAUGGCUGUUACCGUGGUGGGAGAGCGGGGGCAUGUCGACAGCGCCGCUUUGGGCACUGGACACACUCGUGCUCAUCGUUAAACUCUGCUCCACCUGUGCCAUUGCUGUUGUAAGGGUGCUAAUCCCACCAACUAUGAAGAAUUUGUAUGGAGAGACUGUUUUGAUCACGGGUUCCGGCCAGGGUUUGGGUCGCGAGCUGGCGCUACAGUUCGCCGAUUUGGGCGCUACUGUCAUCUGCUGGGACUACGACACGCCCCGGAACAACGCUGUUGUCAGUGAAAUACGGAGGAAGGACGGCGAGUGCUUCGGGUUCACUAUAGAUGUGACGUCACGGGAGCAGGUUUUCUCACUAGGUGCGCGGCUGCUGCGUCAACUGUCUGACGUUAGCAUCGUGGUAAGCAAUGCAGGCGCCUGCUCCAGCGCGCCCGUGACUCACUUCAGACCGGAGGCCAUCGACAAGCUCAUUGAGAUUAACCUACUCGCCCAUUUCUGGAUUAUACAAGCGUUCCUCCCGAGCAUGAUAGAGAAGAGACGUGGUCACAUCGUUGCGAUAAACUCUAGCGCGGGUCUCAUGCCUUGCGCAGACAAUGUGCCGUACUGUGCUGCUAAAUACGGACUCAGAGGGUUGAUGGACGCAAUAACAGAGGAGCUGCGUUUAGAUACUUGGACGAAGAAUAUUUACACGACGUCAGUGUACCUGGCGACGUUAUCUACGGGUUCGUACCUUGCGCCUGCGCACCGCUUCGCCUCUCUUUAUCCCGAGAUCCCGCCUAAGGAAGCCGCUAAAAUCAUUAUUGAUGGUAUUCGUAAAAAUCGCAAAGAAAUCAGCAUACCUUCAAUCAUGAAGCCACUGAUUGCUCUCAACAACAUGCUUCCUUACCGCAUAAGAAUAAUUCUCAUGGAUUUCUUUAAUUUCGGUCACAGGGGUUGGUUUAGCUUUUGUUGACUUUGUUUAGAAUAUUUACAUGUAUUUAGAUAUUAAGAAUAUUUGUAUGGACAAGUUUUUAUUUUGUUUAGUUUACAAUGUUCUUAUUUAUUUCCGUAAGAUAAAUUACCGUGACCAUUGUGAAAGAAUUACGCGCCUUAUGACAAACAACUAGCAAUUUUUUCAACUAGCGAUUUCGAAUCUCUGUUGCGUAUUACGAAUACCAUUAUUAGGUG
Molecule: messenger RNA, 1294 nt
Organism: Papilio polytes (common Mormon)
Lineage: Eukaryota; Metazoa; Arthropoda; Insecta; Lepidoptera; Papilionidae
Product: estradiol 17-beta-dehydrogenase 11-like
Exons: 6
Coding region: 63-1079 (338 amino acids)
Cellular component (GO): lipid droplet
Molecular function (GO): oxidoreductase activity, acting on the CH-OH group of donors, NAD or NADP as acceptor
Source: RefSeq, a predicted model, not a curated record